Messenger RNA from Rhinolophus ferrumequinum (greater horseshoe bat), 3345 nucleotides. RefSeq names its product refilin B (gene RFLNB). Gene Ontology annotation, biological process: negative regulation of chondrocyte development; actin filament bundle organization; skeletal system morphogenesis. The transcript has 3 exons. Bases 233 to 796 code for a protein of 187 amino acids. Gene Ontology annotation, cellular component: actin filament bundle. The record is from RefSeq and is a predicted model, not a curated record. Gene Ontology annotation, molecular function: filamin binding. NCBI's taxonomy places the organism in Eukaryota, Metazoa, Chordata, Mammalia, Chiroptera, Rhinolophidae.
UCAUGUCCAUUGGAAGGCAGCGCUCAUUUCAACUUGGCCUUCAGAGCCCUGUCCACCUGGCCCUUUCUCGCUUCAUCUUCUGCAUCCCCUGACCGCAGGCUGGUGCUUCUGAUGCUGCUCUUUCCACCUGGCAAGCCUUUUUUCCCUCUAAGCCCAUCCCCUCCUACCUCUCCCAAAGCCCUGCUGGCCUGUCAAUGCCCAACUUAUCACCUCCUCUGAGAAGUCUUCCUUGAUGUUUCCCAGAGCCAUGAGGGAGUCUGUGGCUUCAUGCCCGUUCCCGAGUGGCACCCUUUUUCAUGCAUCGGUUAUAACUCCUGCCACCCCCAGCCUGCACCUGGAACAAGGUGUGUGCUCGAAUCCAGCUUCUCUCCCCACCCCGCUGGCUUCCGCCUGCACACCAAGGUUAUGCCCCCUGUCCUUUGGCGAAGGAGUGGAGUUCGACCCCUUACCACCGACGGAAGUAAGGUACACUUCCUCGGUCAAGUAUGACUCAGAGCGGCACUUCAUUGACGACGUCCACCUGCCCUUGGGCCUGGCCAUGGCCUCCUGCAGCCAGACGGUCACCUGCAUCCCCAAUUGCACCUGGCGCAACUACAAAGCCGAGCUGCGCUUCGAGCCCCGUCACAAGGCCACCCGCUUCCUCAGCACCACCAUCGUCUACCCCAAGUUCCCCAAGACCGUCUACACCACCACCCUGGAUUACAACUGCCGCAAGACGCUGAGGAGGUUCCUGUCCAGUGUGGAGCUCGAAGCCACAGAGUUCCUGGGCAGUGAUUACCUCUCAGAUGAGUGCUGACUCAAGCAGGCUGGGUGGGGCUGGACCAGCUCUUCCGCUGCCCUGGCCAAGCUGGGCCACACCGCCCUUGAGUGUCACUCAUGCCCCCAGGAGUCUAAUCUAGAGAUACCUCUAAGCCCAGUAUGGGGAAGAAAAAAAAUGUCACGGCAUCUUACAAUAAUUAAGAGAAUUUGGUUCUUAAAAAAUGUUCCAAUUGUUUGUAAAAGGAGUGUAUUUCUAGUUUGCUGCUGCCUCGUUUCCCCCAAAGUCUCAAUUGGAUGAGAAAAUAAAAAAGACAACUAGAGCAAAAGGAAAACGGCCACAAUUUGAAAUAGGGAGGGAGGGGAGAGCUUCUCUUCCAUUGGUCAGUUUGUCUGAGGAAGAGCGUGGAAAAAGUCUCUGGAAUGGAAAAAGUGAGUUUUGAGAAAUUUCAGCGCCGGGUGUCUUCACUGCUGUGAAAGUGGUGCUAAUUCAGUAAGUUGUGACACCCAGAUGGGUUCAAUCUGUGGAGAGUUGAGUUCCAUUCCAUUUUUUAUUUCCAUUUCCAUUUCUAUUUCCUGUUAACCAAAACACUUGGAAUUCUCUAAAUCUUUUUCAUGACAUCGAAAAACCCCAAACUGCAAUAUAUAAGAUGCUUUUUUAAAAAAGAAAGAAAAGGUUCAUCCUGUUUUCACCUCUUCGAGAGGGUCAGGUCAACCGGUGGCUGAGUUUGGGAGCAAUGGCUUCCGUUCCAGUUCCUUCCACUGGUUGCUUCUGAGCUCAGGCCCUGGCAAAGCGCCUCGCACCCUUGGCAUCUGGUUAUGUCUCUACAGGCUUGUGUAACUCUCCUGAUAUGUGUUUUGGGGUUUCCAAAUACUUUCCUAUUUUUUUCAUAAGGCAAAACAUAGCAGAGACACACGGCAUUUUCUUUUGAGAGAAAUGGCACUUUAAAAGAAGGCUAAGGAACAGUGCUUUUGGGGACUCCACGAGGCGGGUGUCACUCACGAUGGGAACAGGUGGCUGGCCACACCGAGGACCUGACAACAUCUGUCUGUGUUUCAGGUGACGUGCUUCAUCUGGAUGGGGGUCCUCUCCAGGGACCCUGGGUCAGCUGCUCUUAGGACUUUGAUCGUGUCACCAUUGCAGGGGAGUCUGUCAGUGCCUUAGGUCGAAGCCCAAAGCAAGGAAAUUGCCUCCCCUCCUCCCCCAGGGGAAGCAAAGGUAAACUCAAAAUGGGGAAUGAUGUCACAAGUCCAACCCCAAACCUGCGUGCUGUUGUCACGGUCUACGUUUAAGUUUUCAGUUUCAUGUAAGUGACACUCAUGGCGUUAGGUGUGAAAUGAAGAAACUUUGUGAAUUCAGCUGAACUGGCCUCCAAAGCAAGGCCGGGCCUGGGCCAGGAAGCUGUGGUGGGCCACGCUGUCUCUGGCUCCACCCACUGCCCGCCCUGCCUCACCCCAACCCGUACUUCUUCCUCCUGCCAAUCCUUGAGGUUUUUGAGUGAAGCAAGUGGCAGAUGGCUUUUUCUCUUCCAAUACUGGAAAGAACAAAUUGUGAAUAUUUCCUCUGCGUACAUCCAAAUUGUGUCAAGGGCUUAGGGGUUACUGAGUACUGUAAGCUCAGACUCCCGCUAUAUUUCUGGGUUUCUGUUGACGGCUUCCAUCUGUCCCGAAAGCAGAAUUGAUGGCUCUCUGGUUACCCUGGAGCCACAGCAGGGACUUUUGUUCCGAUGAGAGCAGGUGUGAUGAUAAUCACGCUCAUUGAAAGUCAUUGGAGGCCUAUAGAGCCAAAUUGUCUUCCGAUUUAACAACGUUUAGUCUGCCGUGCUCCUAACUGAUUGGACGUGUCUCCUCAGUGGAGCCUGCACUGGGCUGGACAGUCCUGAGUUUGCCGUGCUGAGACUUAGUGGAGACCCCUCAGAGGGGCACUCGGGGACCUUGUCGUCUCCUUAGUCAAGCAGAACAACAAAUUCUUCCUCUGUUUGGAAGAGUACAUGUCACGGCAUUUGUCGAUAAAAAUAGAUUUUUCUCUCUGAUUCCCUAAUCUUGUCAUUUAAGACAACUAACUGGUAAAUGUAAUUUUUAAAUUAUGUUAAGAGAAUUCCCAAGGCUUUGGUCUGGCCCCAUGGGGGCACUUGAAUGAGCUCAGAACAUUAUCCUGGGCAGCAAGACACGAGAGGCAAGUGCCUGAGAACAGCACCGACCUUUGAUCACAGCAAGGUGCUGAGACGUCCAUAUGAGAUUUUGUUUUAGGGGGAUUGGGUUAAGUCCAGGCAAAUCAUUCUAGGUGUGGAGAAAAUCUGAACUAUAUCAGUAAAGUAAGUAGAAGUGAGUGAUUGUGAAUGUGUAAUGCUAAUGGAAAAGCAGGUUUUAUUUUAAGUUAUUCACUAGGGAACCAACUUUAGUUCUUUCUAGUCCUUUUUCUUCAAACCUGCUUGGCCGCAAGUUGCAGGAAAGGAAGCACGUGAAGAUACCUUGGGACACUUCAGGGUAGAAAAAUGACAUCGAUCAGUGGUGGAGUCAUGUUUGUUUGUAAGGUGGAAACAAUGGUUUUUUAAAACUCGCUCAUUAAAAACCAAACAUUCCUAAGUG